AUGUUUCGCCUGUUAGGCACCCUGCGCGGUUCCCAGCCUGUGGCUCGCUUUCAGCGCUCCUGCGGGCUCUUCCCCGUCAGUGAGGAGGGCGGCUGCAGCAGCGAGCCCUCCGCCGAGGAAGCCCGGGACGGCGGAAUCUGCAACGGCGCGGGCGCGCUGCGCAGCCCCGCAGCCACCGGCCGCGGCGUUUCCAACGGGGUGCGGAGUAGCCGAGGCCCGAAGGGUUCCACACAGAAGUACAUUGUGAAGAACUACUUCUACUACUACUUGUUCAAGUUUUCAGCUGCUUUGGGUGAAGAGAUUUUUUAUAUCACUUUCCUUCCAUUUACCUACUGGAACAUAGAUCACUCUGUAUCUAGAAGGAUGAUCAUCAUUUGGUCUAUAGUGAUGUACAUAGGGCAGGUCUCCAAGGACAUCCUCAAGUGGCCUCGGCCCCUCUCGCCACCUGUUGUCAAGCUGGAAAUGAGGACAGAUGCAGAGUAUGGGAUGCCUUCCACCCACGCCAUGGCAGCCACUGCCAUCUCCUUCUCCUUCUUCCUCGCAACCAUGAAUCAGUACGAGUACCCCUUUGAGUUUGGUCUGGCAGCAGCAUUUGUGUUCUCAACACUGGUGUGUCUCAGCAGGCUCUACACGGGGAUGCACACAGUCCUGGAUGUGAUUGGUGGAGCGCUGAUUUCGGCUGUGCUGCUGAUGCUUCUGUACCCUGUGUGGGACACGAUAGACCACCUGCUGCUGACUAGCCCCUUCUGCCCACCGAUUUCCAUCAUUGUGCCUCUCGUCUUAUGCUACAACUACCCCAAACUGGACUACUACAGCCCUACCAGGGGAGACACCACUACCAUCUUAGGAGCAGGAGCUGGGGCAACUGUGGGAUUUUGGUUAAAUAACCAAUUUGUUGCAGCAUCCUACGCUGGUGAGGAUUUUCAGCUCAGAUUUCCUUUGCUCACUGGUAAAACCAUGGUGGUCAUGCUAGCCAGGUUCCUCGUAGGGAUCUUCAUCAUUCUGCUGACACGCCAGCUCAUGAAGAGUGUGGUCCUUGGCAUGCUGGGCUACCACUACAAGUUCCCCAUGAGGGACCUGGCAGCACGGAGACGACCAGAAGUGGAAGUGCCAUACAAGUUCAUAACCUACUCCUCGGUCGGCUUAACCGCCACUGUCAUUGUGCCACUGCUGCACGAGCUGCUGGGACUGAUGUGA
Messenger RNA from Indicator indicator, 1197 nucleotides. It is a transcript of the gene SGPP2, whose product is annotated as sphingosine-1-phosphate phosphatase 2. The coding region runs from base 1 to 1197 and encodes 398 amino acids. Gene Ontology annotation, biological process: sphingosine metabolic process; phospholipid dephosphorylation. The transcript is spliced from 5 exons. The record is from RefSeq and is a predicted model, not a curated record. Gene Ontology annotation, cellular component: endoplasmic reticulum membrane. Lineage: Eukaryota; Metazoa; Chordata; Aves; Piciformes; Indicatoridae. Gene Ontology annotation, molecular function: sphingosine-1-phosphate phosphatase activity.